This is a messenger RNA of Halichondria panicea, 2082 nucleotides long. Its product is annotated as sushi, von Willebrand factor type A, EGF and pentraxin domain-containing protein 1-like. The record is from RefSeq and is a predicted model, not a curated record. Lineage: Eukaryota; Metazoa; Porifera; Demospongiae; Suberitida; Halichondriidae. The transcript has 7 exons. The coding region runs from base 930 to 1784 and encodes 284 amino acids.
GCAGGGUGAGAAUGGCUCUAUAUCUCUGCUGUCUGCUGGGAAGUGUUUCUCUUGUGUAUAGGCAGCCAUUGUGUGAGUUGAUAUGCAGUGCUUUACUGUAUUAAAUACUGCAAACUUAAUUAACUAGUUUAUAGGUUUGCUGCUGUUUGCUGAUCCUGUGUUACUGUUGUAGUAGAUGAAACUAGUACAGUAAUGUAUAGAUUUGGUAUCAGAGCAUCAAUUAUUGCAUACAACAUCACCAACUGAGCCCUCUGACACUGACCACACUGGAGAGAUCAUCUCGUUCUCUGAUGUAGGAUCAGGAGUUGGUACUAAUCCACGAGCCUGGUAUUGCUACACCAAUCCUAGGGGUGCAGUAUGGCGGGAUUCUGGUGGGAGUGAAUUGCCCAUAGUUUGCGACAGGACUGCAGUUGGGGAUGAACUGUUCAUCAGUGGUGUCGAUCCUGAUGCCGUUGUUCUGCAUCGUGGUCCCACACACUUCAGUCCUGAUGGAGAAUACUGCUGUGUGAGGGUUGAUGGUGACUCUGCACCAAGUAAAUGUGUCACCUUCACUCCCUGCCCCACACUGAGUCCACUGUCUAAUAUGACCCAACAACCAACAUGGCCAACUACACCUGUAACACUGGGUACACCACCAGUGGAGCUACUCAGAUAACUUGUAUGAGUGAUGGUACUAGCUGGUACCUGGUCUCCAUCACCAUCAGUCAUUUGUACAAUCGUCACCUGCCCUGUCCUCACCCCCCCCUACCAAUGGAAACGUGGCCUCCCUUAUAUAGCCUCAACUACCAAGGAAUUGCUACAUACAGCUGUGAUACUGGCUACGUCCUCACUGGUACUGCAUGCUGCUAGACAAUGUCUUGCUACUGCUCAGUGGUCAGGAGAGGCACCAACUUGCCCACCUGUUGACUGUGGACCUCUGACUAUUGCCAAUGGAGCAGUGCAUGGACACAUCCACUGGAACCACCUUCAUGAUGACUGCUACCUACACCUGUAACACUGGAUACAACAUUGUUGGUAGUGAGAGCAGAACUUGUGGAGCAAGUGGAACAAGUGGAGCAACUACACUAAGUGAUGGAGUUUGGAGUCCAGCUUCACCAGUUUGUGAAAUUGUCAACUGUGGUUCUCUGAGUUACCCCUCCAAUGGAGCAGUGGACACAUCCGCUGGAACCACUUACCUCCAAAGAGCUACCUACACCUGUAACCCUGGAUACACUCUGACUGGUGGAGGUAUGACCAGAACAUGUCAAGCUACUGGACUGUGGAGCUCUAGUGAACCUGCCUGUGAAUUCAUUGUCCUGUCCAUUGGAGGCACUGUCUACACUAACAACACAGCUCUGUCCUUCUCCCUCAUUGGAGAGGGCUCCUCUGCCCUCACCUGUCACACUGAGCUAUCCACCUGCUGCAGGGAACAAGACAACCCCAAUGGAGGGGCUCUCGGAGGUUGGAGAGGACCAGAUGGGAACAGUAUUCCUGAAGCAAGGAAUACUUGUUCUUCAGAAGGAUUUUAUGUCACCAGAGGCAUCAGCACUAUCAGCCUGAAUCGUCAUGGCACUGAAACUAAUGCAGGAGGUGUCUACUGCUGCACUAUUCCCAGAGCUGGUGGUGUCACUCAAUCAUUCUGUGUGGACAUGCAGUAUCCUAUACCAGCAACUGAGCCAGCAAGUACAUGUACUGAUGGACCUACAGUUGCACUGGGAGUGUUGCUAGCAGGCUCUGUUGUUGGGAAUAUUGUGUUCAUAACUUUACUCACUAUAAAGACAAAGAAACGUACACAAGCAAGGUGAGCGUGUAGGAAUCAUUUGACAACUCUAUACAGAAGUGAGCUCAGUCAUCAUGAGAUCUACAGGAAAAAACAACAACCAGUUUACGAAGCACCAGACCAGGUCACAGUGGCCUUUUAUGAAGAUAUAAGCAAGCUGGGUGUGGGUAGCCCCCCCACAGCUAUUGAGCUGAGUGAGUGUCCAGCGUACGCACCCACUGAGUCAGGGGGUGGGCAGAGGAGAGAGGAAGAUUGUAUCUAUGACAAUUAACACUCGUUAUUACCCAUUUUUAUAUCUUUGUAUUACUAGUAAGUAUGUAUAU